CUAAUCUAUACUCUUCCCAUUUCGCCCUAUACCCCCCCAGACUUUCAUCAUGUUCAAGUGGGCGCAAGCGGCGUGAGUACUCCAAGCACCCCAAACCAUCCAUGAUGCCGCCCACCCCCCACCACCCGCUGGACGCGUUGGCCAAUGUCGCCGGCACCAAGGAGCCUAUCUACGGCCCCGAGGCUAUCAGGUCUGUCGCCGAGGAGGCCAAGACGACUCCCUAUACCGAAACCGCCAAGGAUGACCUGAAAUGGCAGGCCAUGGAGUCCACUUGCGUCGAGACGCAGUGCUUCUACUUCAUGACGGACAGCGGCCAGCUCGCCUUUGCCCAGGUCAUCUACUCCAACGUUGCUGGCAUCCGCACGACUUGCCAGUUCAACUGCAAGGUCUUCUCCCUGGAUGGAUCCAAGCCCCACCUCUGGUGCUCUACGCCCCUCAACAACCACGAGUUCAGCGAGGACAAGACCAGCUUCUACGCCACCGACUGCGCCGUCGAGCUUUCGGAAGAUGGAAACUCGUACACUAUCAAGUCGUUGAACGAUGAAAGGUCGAUUGUCAACGUGACCAUCAAGAGGACAGCGCCUGGCUUCAAGAUUGGUACAUCCGGCACAACACUGUUUGGCACCGACCUUGCCAACCCUUGGGGUUCCAUGCGCCACGUUUUCUGGCCCAGGUGUGUCGCCGAGGGCACGAUUGCCACUCCGGAUGGUCCCGUCGACUGCAAGGGACGCGCCAUGUUCGUCCACGCUCUGCAGGGCAUGAAGCCUCACCACGCCGCGGCCAAGUGGAACUUUUGCAACUUCCAAGGCCCCAACUACUCUGCGGUCCUGAUGCAGUACACGACUCCCCCUUCUUACGGAUCGACGGUUGUGAACGUCGGCGGUAUCGUCAAGGACAAUGAGAUCAUUUUCGCCGGCGCCGAGGGUGCGGUCACGCAUGUUGCGAUCAAGGGCGACACGGAGAACGACUGGCCCGAGCCAACUGCUAUCAAGUUUGAGUGGAAGGGUACUACCAAGGACGGCAAGCAGGCCGAUGCUGUUCUAGAGGGCGAGCUCGAGGAUAAGCUCGACAGGAUAGACGUCAUGGCUGAGGUGCCAGGAUUUGUCAAGCAGAUCGUCGCGGGUGCUGUUGGCACAAAGCCGUACAUUUACCAGUACGCGCCACAAAAGAAGAAGCUCACUCUCAAGCUCAAGCUUGGGGAGGAAGAAAUCUCGGAGGAGGGCUACCUGUUCAGCGAGGCUACCUUCAUUUCCGCCUAAAUCUAAGAUGUGGAUGAGGAAGUAAUGACGGUUUUUUCUGGGUAACACGCUAUAUCAAUGAGGGCUGGUAUCAUGGUUUGGAGUCGUUGAGAGAUGCCGAUAGAGGUGCUUGGUCACUCGUUGGACGGUUUGUCUCCUGCAUACUGUUUAUAAGGACUCGAUAAUUUGCUCCAUCUCGGUCCGGACAAGGAGCCCGCUUUGCAUAGUGGAUCUGAUAUAACAUAACAAGGCUUCCUGGAGAGCCCACUAAUUUAAUAGACUUGGAUUGCUUCCUGUG
Neurospora tetrasperma FGSC 2508 is the source of this 1536-nucleotide messenger RNA. RefSeq names its product survival factor 1. Gene Ontology annotation, biological process: response to oxidative stress. Bases 102 to 1259 code for a protein of 385 amino acids. The record is from RefSeq and is a predicted model, not a curated record. Gene Ontology annotation, cellular component: cytoplasm. Lineage: Eukaryota; Fungi; Ascomycota; Sordariomycetes; Sordariales; Sordariaceae. The transcript has 4 exons.